Messenger RNA from Paramuricea clavata, 1253 nucleotides. Lineage: Eukaryota; Metazoa; Cnidaria; Anthozoa; Malacalcyonacea; Plexauridae. The record is from the annotation of a GenBank genome assembly.
AUGAAAACUGUUGCAGAUGGCAUAAACAAGAUAUUGGAGGACAAAAUUCAAGAAGUUGAUAAAGCUUACGAUCCCGCUUGCCAAAAGCUUGCCGUUCAGGCUGAAAUGAUAUCAAAUUAUCUGCAAAAAGUUGAAAAGUCACUUCAACGCACAAAUGAUGUGUUGGAAAAUUCGAAGCUUGAAGAAUUGUUGUCAGCGCAGAAAGUUAUCGAUGAUGAUAUUCAAAUGUUGCAAAAUGAAAGACCUCAAAAUUUAACAACGUUCCAGGUUCAAGUUGAAAAUCCGGAAUCGUAUAUGAAAACGCUUUGUUUUUAUACGAUAUUGACGAAAUUGGCAGCAAAUUGUAAGUAUAUCUGUUUUUAUUUUAUUCCAAGAACAGGGGCGUAGGAAGCGGGUGGGCACGGGGGGCACGUGCCCCCCCCAAUUUUUUUAAAGGACUAAAAGUGCCCUUUUUUGUGAUAAAAAGUGCCCUUUUUGUGUUGAAAAGUGCCCUUUUUUGUGAGGAAAAGUGCCCCUUUUGUAGAAGCUAAUGUCGCUGUAAAUACUAAAUUAAAACAAUAGGUGCCGUUUGUGUGUGGAAAUUUACAAAUUUUUUUUAAAAAUUAGGUCACAAACAUAAAUUUCGGUAUGAUACGACGGAAAAUUUUCCUCAGGAGAAAUUUCUCCCCCCCCCCCGUCGACAACAUUUCCGGGAAAAAUUUUUUAGGUGCCCUUUCCGAUAGUAAUGUGCCCCUACAAGCCGGUGCCCCCCCAAACUCCAGGUGCUUCCUACGCCCCUGUCCAAGAAUAUGGAUUAGAGUUACUUGGUACAUCUAUCUGAAUAGGUCUGGACAUUUUUAAUUUUUUAGUUCAAUUAAUAUUAACUUUGAAUGUUAAUCUUAAAAACAAUUUGACGCUUGUGAUGUUACUCUGAGUGUAUAUCCACACCGGGCAGGCUACGGUGGGAAUCGAACCUAUACGACCUUUGGAAUAUUACACCAACACAAGAAAAUUAAAAACAAUUUGUUAUUCUUUAUGAAUUACAGCAAUCAUGCCAGAUACAGCAAUCCUGAAAAAUGAAAUGGAGCUUUUUCAACAUUUGCUGCGCUUCCUUAACAACAGAAACGCACCAUUAAAGCUUUGUUACAGAGCAUCUCUACAUGGUUGGUCUAGUCAAGACUUCCACAAACUGUGUGAUAAUAAAGCAGGAACAGUAGUUUUGGUCAAGGUUGGAAACUGGAUCUUUGGAGGAUACACUGAUCAAACUUGGCUAG